GCUUCCUAGCUCACAUCAUUACGUACACUUACAAGUCUGCUAUCGACAGCGCUACACACUAUGCAACACUUAUCGGUAGGUACAACACUUCGUUAAAAUAUUAAAAAACGCGGGAUAAUUUAAAAUUUGAAUAUUGUGCUAAAGUGAAAUGGACGUUGAAGUGAUUGUGAUAUCAGUGAUAAAAACUGGUGAUAAGUUGCGAUGAUGCUCUCAAUUCAGACGGCAUUCCUGAUCACAGCGUUAGCGAUCGUCGUCAAUGAACGUGUCGUGAACGCACAAAAUGUUAAUAGCGCGAAUCAAAUGGCUAUGGAAACGAAGAACAAAGCUAUGACAAUUGUGGAAGGGCCAAAACUCAACAAAACAAUACAACCUACUCAAUUAGCGAAAUCAAAUCGGACUAACAGUCCGGAGUUGAGACCGUCGAGUAAACCGCCUAUACAUCUCACUCCAGACAAAAAAUUCUUCUACGACAUGCCCCAACAUUUUUAUAAUUCAAUGCCGAAGUUACAUGCCCCUCCUCUACAUUUAUACACUAAAGAACCGUUGAAGCUUUCUAAUUCAGUCUACAAAUUCCCCAAUGUGAUUCCAAUACAACGGGGGAAUCUAUUCUACCAAAAGCCAACGCGACAACCGCUUGUCUUCGCUGCAUCCACCGGCAAUCCAUUAGUAGCAAAAAGUCCAAAGUUCAGUCUACCAGUUCAAACUAUUAAUGGAAUAAGGACAGAUUUCGUUAGACCUCCAAAAGUUGCUAAUUUGUCUACAUCGACGUCAACAACAAUUGCCCCUACGACCACUCAAAGAAUAUUACGAACAAGGCGAAUAUGGCCAAAAAGGAUUACAGAGAAGAUGAAUUCGACAUCUUCUCAAAAUGUUUCCUUUACACCCGAAAAGUUAUUAAGGAAUGACACAACUAAUAGUGAUUUGGCUUCAUCCGCUAGCCGUCUGCGCACAAGAUAUGCCGUCACAGAAACUCCUAUUUCAUCAACGUCUAAUCAACCUACUACACGAGGCUAUCGUAGAGUGACCAGAACUUCAAGAAUAAAGCCCACUAAAGCCCCAACCUUCGAUCCAAUAAAACCCAAUGAUUGGGUACCGAUCGUACCAUCUCACUAUACUAAAACGAAAACAAAUUCUCAAAUACCUAUUACUAAAAGGUCGGAUGUAUUUUUACAACCCUACGGAUUACUUCCCGUAGGUCAAUCAUUACAGAAUGCGCAUGCUCUGGCUAGAAAGAAGAUGUUUUUUUUUCGUAAAAGAAACCGGCAGAUGAAUCCUUACGUAUUUACACAAGAAUAUAAUCCUAAAGUAAAUAUAUAUCCGCAACAACAAUUUGUUUAUGAUGACCAACGAGCAGAAGGAAGUCAGAACCAACAAAACGUCGUAACGAAGAUUAAACAUCACCAUCAUCAUCAUCACCAUCGUUAUAUCAAAACAGUGGAGAAGCCAGUCAAGGUACCGUAUAAAGUAGAAGUUGAAGUACCAAAACCAUAUCCAGUAGAAAAGAAGGUUCCAGUGCCAGUGCCUGUGGAAAAGAUAAAAGUUGUGGAUAGACCAUAUCCAGUUCAAGUAGAAAAAAAAGUUCCAUAUCCUGUCACUGUCAAAGUUCCACACCCGGUCCCUGUGAAAGUUGUCGAGAAGGAGUAUGUACCCAAACCCUACCCUAUUGUACAUCAUGUCCCGAUUUUCAAACAGGUUGAAGUUAAAGUACCAACACCCGUCGCUGUUCAAGUUGAAAAACGAGUGCACGUUCCCGUCAAAGUCCCAUACCCAGUGGAGAAACGAGUUCCCGUACCAAUCGAGACAAAAGUUCCUUAUCCAGUACCGGUUAAAGUUUUUAUACCUCAACCUUAUCCUGUUGAAAAGAAAGUGCCUUAUCCUGUAGAAGUAAAAGUUAGAGAACCUGUUGAAGUUAUUAAACACGUGCACGUUAAGGUACCAUAUCCACAACCGUAUCCAGUAAAAAUACCGCAUCCGAUACCUUACACUGUUGAAAAGAGAGUACCAUACCCUGUUAAAGUUGAGAAAAAAGUCCCGUAUCGUGUUGAAGUACUAGUUCCUCAUAAAGUAGAAGUUGAGAAAAGGGUUCCGGUCUACGUCCCACGACCUUAUCCGGUAGAAAAGAGAGUUCCCUACCCUGUAAAAGUUCCUUAUCCAGUGAAAGUGCCUGUUAAAGUACCAGUCCGAGUGCCUGUAGAAGUGCCUGUGUAUAUCCACCAUCCUUUUCAGAUCAUAAAUGACGACGCGAUGGGAGUCGGAGAUGGCGGCAACAACUAUUACCCCGCCUCUGAAAGCAAUUAUUACGCAGACGGAGAAGAAAACGAGUAUGUUAGCCGUUCGGAGAAAGAAAACAUCACGAACAGCCCUGAGCAUACCGUCACUGUUCACGGGAAAACUGGUUUCACCGGCUUCGUAUCGCGGUCUGAUAGUGAAUCCACGACUGCAAAAACAACGUUGACGAAAUGAUUGUAUAAUUAAGCCGUUGAUUUAAAUCAAACAGUGCGUGUUAUGGACAGAUGACAAGAAAACGAGUGAUGCUGUGAUAUAUUUGAGGAAUCCUUGGCAUACUUUCAAGUUUUCAGUUUUAAGGAACCCACCAGAUAAGUUAUUAUCAAUUCAAUUAUUUUAGUAUGGUACAUACAAAAUCCUUAAUUGUACCUCAUUGAAGAAAUAUACAAGAUUUGAAUGAAUU
Molecule: messenger RNA, 2689 nt
Organism: Vanessa tameamea
Lineage: Eukaryota; Metazoa; Arthropoda; Insecta; Lepidoptera; Nymphalidae
Exons: 2
Coding region: 202-2463 (753 amino acids)
Source: RefSeq, a predicted model, not a curated record